UUACAGUUUGAAAACAUGCCCCAGCUGGUCAAGGCGAGAGUCAACGUUGUUUGUGAUGAACCUGACAAGUUUCUAGGAUCUCUUGCCUCAACCCAAUAUCUUUCUUUGUGUUGUGUCACUUCAGAGACUCCGGAUUCGUAUCCUCCUACUCCUACUGGGACUUCUUUCGUAUAUCUUGACCAUCUAGAGCUAUGUUUAUGUUCUACGGAGUGGUGGAACUUACUGACCUGUAUACUCGAUGAUGCUCCGAAACUUCGAGUUCUCAAGCUCAAAUUGUAUCGAAAACAUUGUGUCCGGUACAACGAGGCCAUUGAUCAAUGGAACCAACCAGAUUAUGUUCCCAUGUGUUUAUCAUCAUAUCUUGAGAUCUUUGAGUGGAGGCAAUACAACGGUGAAGAGCAAGAGAGAGAAGUUGCAAAGUACAUUCUAGCAAACGCGAGUCGUCUAAAGAAGGCGACAUUCUACUCAGAAUCUGGAGAGAAGCAUGGGAUAUUGAAAGUUAGAAUAUAUGGCCAGAGGUUCAACGACAUGCAAGCUUGUGUUUGAUUAAACGCUUGUGUUAUCAACAAUUAUAAAGAGAAUAAUAUGCAUCUUUCAUUGAUUC
Arabidopsis lyrata subsp. lyrata is the source of this 604-nucleotide messenger RNA. RefSeq names its product putative FBD-associated F-box protein At1g50980. The record is from RefSeq and is a predicted model, not a curated record. NCBI's taxonomy places the organism in Eukaryota, Viridiplantae, Streptophyta, Magnoliopsida, Brassicales, Brassicaceae.